AUGCAUAAUAAAAAUAGGUCGCUGUGGUGGAUGAAUAGUGGCGAUCCCGGCGAUGGGAGAAGUGCUUUUAUACCCCAAGGGACAAAGAUCGGAAGUUCAAUGAGAGUAGGGUGGCCAAAGUUUGAACCAGGGGUAUUGCAUCACAGUAACGCAGUUAAAAUCGGAAUUCACAAAAUGGACGAUGAGGAAUAUAUGAAACCAAUUCUGCCAACAGUGCCCGAAAAAUGCGGCCCCCCGGUAAUCCCACUGGGACAUCUUAUCGAAUUCGCUGUCCAGCAGAUCUUUCACGAGCUCACUGUACUCUCCGAAUUGCUACCAAAGAAACUGGAUUCGGAUCGAAAAAUCAGUAUUGUACAGUUUGCACAUUCAACACGAACUCUGUUCAUCAAACUUCUUGCCGUGGUAAAAUGGGUGAAAUCGUCGAAAAAAUUCGAAUCCUGUUCUUCAAUAUGUUAUUUCUUGGAUCAGCAAGGACAAUAUUUUGUGGAUACAGCCGAUCGCCUGGUUCAGCUUGCACGAGAAGAGCUCGUCACUGCGAGGUCCUGUUAUUAUGAUAAUUGGAAAAAUUGCUACUGUUUUCAACAGCUUCGAAGCCCCUCACUCGUUCGUCUUUCCUUUAUUCCGGAGCCGCCGAUAACGCCACGGGAAGAAGCUUGCGUGCUGGCACGUCUCAAUCAAGUUAUACAGAAUCGAAUUUCAAGUUAUGGCUGCAAACUGUCUCCUCGCAUUUCCAAAGCUGUAAUUCGUAAUGGAAUGCUCACAAUGACGGUGGAUGGUGAAUUCGAGGUAGCACUAACAAUGCUUGGUGAGCGAGAGACCACCAAGUGGACGCUGUUGAAUAUCCGGAUCCUGGUCGAGGAUUACGAUGUCGGCUUCGGCACAAAACUGGUUCAUCCACUACAAGUCAAUAUGCUACACAAUGUAUUGCAAUUAAGAAUGGAUAAAAGCAAAGAGGUCAGCUUUUUUUUAGCUUAA
Gongylonema pulchrum is the source of this 975-nucleotide messenger RNA. Lineage: Eukaryota; Metazoa; Nematoda; Chromadorea; Rhabditida; Gongylonematidae. The record is from the annotation of a GenBank genome assembly.